AUGGACUCGUAUCGCCCUUCUGGCGAAGAUCGCCGGCCUCAUCGAGACAGCGACUCUUACCGACCCCGCCACUACGAGCCUCCACCCCCGCCUCGCGCUUCAUUGCAUGACCGCCCUCAGAUGUAUUACUUCCAAGGCUCGCGCGACAGAGACCCACCAGGACCAUCUAGCUAUCGACCGCGAUCUGAUUAUCGUAAUGGGCGAUCUCAGCUUCCACGACGAGACCAGGCUCGUAGGCCUCCGCCACUGUUUCCCAAGACAGCAGCAAAUAGGCCUUUGAUGAAACUUCGCCACGACGACUCCACUGAUUCAUCCCUUACCGAUGUCAACUCGACCAAGUUUCGCAAUGUCGAUGAGCUCACUGACAGUGAAGAGGAGGACAUGGCGCAAUCGGAGGACGAAGAGGUGGACCUGCGAGCCAACAAGCGUGCCAGACUGAAUGGACCCGAAUCUACUGCAGCACCUGCUCUACCAAAAUGGUCAAAUCCCGAUCCAUACACAUCGCUUCCUCCCCAAGCAGAGACAGGGGCCAAACGCAUUGAUGUCGUCAAACUGAUUCGGAAAGCGCGUAUCGAUGGCACCCGCAGUCUCGAAAACGUCAAUAUUUCCCACGACUUCAUCUCCUUUGAUAGCGAUGAACACAAACCGAUUGAGCCUUUUGUGUCUCCCCUACCCCUUUCAAACACUCCGACGGCGCCCAAGGCACUUGCGCCUCAAGCACAGGUCAAAACCACUGUUACAGGCAAGAGAAAGCGAGACACUUCUCUUGGUAGCGAAGUACCACUGCCACAUUCUGACAACCAGAUUUAUGCCGAUCGUCAUGUGCAAGAACAGUGGAGAGCCGCACCUGGAGUUGAUACGACACCGUGGCUUGCCGCCCAUCCUCCCCGUAACAUUCCUUUAGUUGCCUUCCACAAAGAGAUCAUUGACUUCUACGACUGGGUCAAGCCGAAGCCACACGAGGAGGAAGUCCGUGACGAGGUUUUUCGACGCCUCAAUACCGUCCUGAAAGGUUUUAUGUACGGAGAAUUGCGGGCGUUCGGAUCUUAUGCCGCUGGUCUGUACCUGCCCACCGCAGACAUGGACCUGGUCUACCUCACUCGCAAUUUUAGACCUGGCCGAUUUUCACAGGAUGAUUCGAGGCGACUUGUCUACGGCUGUGCCAAGUUUCUCAGGCAGAAGAACAUUGCUGAAGGAGUCGUGGUACCUAUCCCCAAGGCCAAAGUCCCAAUCAUCAAGUUUGUCGACAGAGUCAGCGGCCUUAAGAUUGACCUCUCUUUCGACAAUGAUACCGGCGUUGUUGCUAUUGAUACAUUCCACAAAUGGAAGCAGGAAUAUCCAGUUAUGCCCAUCAUUGUGUCCGUGGUGAAGCAGUAUUUAAUGAUUCGAGGGCUUAAUGAUGUUUCAACUGGUGGCUUGGGUGGCUUUUCCACUAUCUGUCUGGUCACUAGUCUGCUUCAACAUUUGCCAGCUCCUAAGCAGCCAAUCAACCUCGGCGACAUCCUAUUGCAGUUCUUCAACUACUACGGGAAUCUCUUUGAUAAGGAGUCGGUGGCCAUCAGACUUGAUCCACCUGGAUAUUUACACAAGGCAUCUUAUCGUCCUCGACUCGCUGACAAAGAGUCGAAACGGCUUACUAUCAUUGAUCCAAAUCGAGCGGACAACAACAUCUCAGGAGGGACUAAAGAAAUCGAUAAGAUCUUCAAAUGCUUUUCUGAGGCAUACAAGGCGCUUAUGAGUCGACUGUCUGCUUACGAGAAGCGCAAUCCGCAGGCUCCUCAGAGCAGCUUUCUGGAAUGUCUCGUCGGUGGCAACUUCACGCUUUACGACUUUCAGCGAAAAAAAUUGCUUGAUCUUUGCUCCAACCGCCGCGAUUCGGCUGUGAAGAACAGAGGAUACGUGUCUGAGAUGUCUGAUCGACCCGCUGUUGUCCAAGCCAGUGGCAAACGGAACGAUCAACCGGACGAACCUGGAGGCUUCGCAGAGAGAACAGCUGCACAGGCGAAGAAGCUUGGGAAAGGCGAGAGACGAGCAAGACGGCUCAAAGACCUACGACCCGAUCUCGCACCGUCAAUACGGAACACCAUUAGCCUCAUUGAUGCUAUGAAGAUUGGAGGUUACAAAACACCAAAAGAGAUGGAUAAUGACCUCCAGAUACGAGAAGCGGCGGCGGCGAAGAUUGCUGCUGCCAGAGUCGAUUGA
This is a messenger RNA of Fonsecaea erecta, 2202 nucleotides long. RefSeq lists its product as hypothetical. Gene Ontology annotation, cellular component: nucleolus; TRAMP complex. NCBI's taxonomy places the organism in Eukaryota, Fungi, Ascomycota, Eurotiomycetes, Chaetothyriales, Herpotrichiellaceae. The transcript is spliced from 4 exons. Gene Ontology annotation, molecular function: poly(A) RNA polymerase activity; mRNA binding. The record is from RefSeq and is a predicted model, not a curated record. Bases 1 to 2202 code for a protein of 733 amino acids. Gene Ontology annotation, biological process: RNA 3'-end processing.